UUAUUUGUUUAUGGUUGUAUGUUGUAUGUAUGUGAGAGAUGGAACAUUUCAAAAAAAAUGAUCAUAAUUGAAAAUAGAUAUGAAAUAAAUGAUAACGAAUUAUCUGAUUAAAUUUGUGAAAUAAUGGAAUAUAUUUUUGUUAUCUAAAAUUUUGACAUUGAUUGUACUGGAAAAAUUAUCCAAUUUUUGUCAGGAUGUCAGGAAUAAAGAAUGACGCCAAUAAGAACGAUAACUUAAAAAGACAAGGUUCGUUUAGAAAAUUAUUACCUUUGAACACAAAUGGAGAUUCUCAAUUAAGUAUGUCUGUGAAAAUGAUUGACAGGCCAAUUGCAUCACAAACUAGUAAAGAAUAUACAGUAUAUUUACAGGAAUACAACAUUUUAUCAGAAUAUAUGGUUUGGGGUUCAAUUUGUGCGGCAAGGAAUCUAUCAAGGAGGAAUCUUCAGAUUUAAUAUUACACUGCCACAAAAUUUUCCAGAUGGAGGAUGCCCUAAAGUUACAUUUCAAACUCCAAUUUUUCAUCCUUUAAUCGAGCCUGAAUCUGGAGAACUAAAUACAUCAUGGGAGUUUCCUGAAUGGAGAAAAAGUAACAGAAUUUGGCAGUUGAUACAAUUUAUAACAAAAAUUCUCACUAAAGUAGAUAUUAAGAUGAAUUCUGUAAAUCAUGAAGCAUCAAAUUUAUUAGAGAACAAUUUUGAAAUAUUCCGAGAUCGUGUAAAAAAAUGUGUGAGAGAAAGUUUGAACAAAGUUUAUAACGCACCCACAGUGGAUGAUCCCCAUUACAUUGCUUUUAGUCCGUAUGUUGAGGAGAUUCAUAAUUCUAUCAAGAAAGAAAUUUUACAACCUAAGGAAGAAGAAGAAAGUAAAGCACUUGGAUUAUCAUGGGUACAACCAGGAUCAUUACAACCAUUUUCUAAACCUGAUGCAAGAUAAUAAGUACAUAAUUAUAUAAUAUAGAAAAUGUAAUAACGAAACGUACGUCCGUAGAAGAUAAAGGAAUUGUAAAUUUUAAUGCCAAGAAUGAAUUGUAAUGUAUUUUUAUAUUAGUAAAAAAUAUUAUUUUCUACUUAUGUUUGACAUAUGUAUAUAUAUGAGAUUAUUACAAUGAUCACUUAUAAUACUCUUAUAUUUAAUAUAUAUUUGAUGAUUUAUUAUUAAAUGUAGUGCGAAUAUUUCUUAAAAUAAAUUUUAUAUAAAGCAAA
Messenger RNA from Heterotrigona itama, 1202 nucleotides. Lineage: Eukaryota; Metazoa; Arthropoda; Insecta; Hymenoptera; Apidae. The record is from the annotation of a GenBank genome assembly.